This is a messenger RNA of Callorhinchus milii (elephant shark), 569 nucleotides long. It is a transcript of the gene cortactin, whose product is annotated as src substrate protein p85. Gene Ontology annotation, biological process: regulation of actin filament polymerization. Lineage: Eukaryota; Metazoa; Chordata; Chondrichthyes; Chimaeriformes; Callorhinchidae. Gene Ontology annotation, cellular component: site of polarized growth; actin filament; plasma membrane. The record is from RefSeq and is a predicted model, not a curated record. Gene Ontology annotation, molecular function: actin filament binding.
GUGUGUGAGACAGAGAGCGAGUCAGAGAGUGUGACUCAACUUCCCUCUGUUUAAUCAUUAACUGGAGAUUUUGCAGAACUUUAACAUUCAUUUUGAAAAGGUUUGGUCUCAGGUUUUCAGGGUCUGUUGAGAGCUGAGUGGCGGAGUUUAGCUCGGGCUCCUUAGCAGUGAUGUGGAAGUCGGUGGUGGGACACGAUGUCAAGGUGGUGGUGGAGAAGGACGGAGACGACUGGGAGACGGACCCCGACUUUGAGAAUGACAUCUCGGAGCAGGAGCAGCGAUGGGGAGCGAAGACUGUGGAGGGCUCCGGCCGUCCCCAGCACAUCAAUGUACAUGAGCUGAGGCAGAACGUGGCUCAGGAUCACCAGAGUAUCAGACAAAGAGAGGACGCGGUCGGAGCCAAAGCCUCGUAUGGUUACGGCGGCCGCUUCGGGGUGGAGCAGGAUCGUAUGGACAAGUCUGCCUUAGGCAAUGAGUAUGUGGCAAAUGUGGCGAAGCAUUCCUCCCAGACAGACGCUGCCAAGGGAUUCGGGGGCAAAUAUGGAGUUCAAAAAGAUCGGACUGACAAG